Molecule: messenger RNA, 757 nt
Organism: Dermacentor albipictus
Lineage: Eukaryota; Metazoa; Arthropoda; Arachnida; Ixodida; Ixodidae
Product: protein FAM136A-like
Cellular component (GO): cytoplasm
Source: RefSeq, a predicted model, not a curated record
AGCUGCCGGGCGCUGGCGGCUGCAUGGGCGGCUGGCGCAAACACGAGGCGAUUGUUGGUCUGCUUGGUUUCCUUCCUGUAAAAGGAGGUUACGUGAACCGACAAGUGCGAGCAAGGCUGUCACGAAGAGAAUUUUAUUCAGUGUAGUGAUAAUAUAGGUAUUAUACUAGUACUGGGAAUACUACUGUAAGUGUUGAGCCGAACAACGCGAUACAAUGGCCGAAGGAGCUGCUCUGCGUGUACAAACUGCCGUAGACAACAUGGUCAAGGAACUCGACAACUCUUAUCUCCGCAAAAUAUUGGGCAAUGUGCACAGGUGUGCAGUUAAGUGUUGUGACAAUUCCAGCUUGUCAAUGGAUGGUGCUCGCACGUGCAUAAUGAACUGCUCUGAACCUCUUAACAAAGCCCAGAGUAAAGUCGAAGGUGAACUUGGAAACUUUCAGGAACGCAUACGAAUGUGUGUUAUGCAGUGCGAGAAUGACGUGCGGGACCAGACGAGCUCAACGUUAACAGAAGCAGAAGCCUCCAAGUUAAAAGGCCAAUAUGAGUCAUGUGUUGUGACUUGCGCGGACAAACAUAUUGCUCUUUUGCCACAGAUGCAGCGAAGAAUGAAAGAGUUGUUAAGUCAACUUUAGAGGCCAGUGUAUACCGUUGUGUCAAUAGUUUGCACUGACUGAUCCUUGUAUUUCUAGAAUGAGUUAACAUGCCAUGUAGCUCCGCUCAUUGCUUUCUACCAUAAAUGUUUGAUGAAAGAACGA